AAGAAGCGUCUCCUCUCCUGGUACAUCCAGUAAUUACUAUUCAUGAUGACACCCUUUCCCCCCCUCUUCAACAUUUCCCAAAACAGAUCCGCAUCACUUCCAGGCCUGACAGUUCUCUGUUCAUCUUCCCAUCUUCAAAGCAGUGGGGGGUGUACAGUAUCAGCAUCUAGGGCGGUGGGAGAGUCGGUCCUGAUGCUGAGAGGUUGAGAGGAAGUGCAUCCUCUUUGUCAGAACCAAGAGCAGGAAAGUUCCCCUAGCAACUCAUUGAAGCUUGGAUCUGGGGGUCAGAGGUCACCAACUAAAACUACGUUCCCCCCUUCCCCUAGUCCCUGGAAUCUCCUCUCCUUUGGUUUCCCCUGAGAAGACGAUCACCUGCUGAGCUUUUGAUGUCUGGCGACCCGCUCCUCGCCACGCCCUCCUAGUCGUCUCCUCGGAUAACAACGCUCAGGCCUCAAGAUGAUGUGCGAGGUGAUGCCCACCAUCUCGGAGGACGGGCGCGGCGGCGGAGGGGGCGGCUCGUCUUCUCCGGCGGGCGGCGGAGGAGGGAUGGGCGGCGGGAUGGGAGGCGUCGGGGGCUACGGCGGUCGAGACCCUCGCGGCGGCGGCGGAGGAAGCGAUGAAGGAGGAAGCACGGGGAACCUGGAGUCGCUGAUGGUGAACAUGCUGACGGAGCGGGAGCGGCUGCUGGAGAGCCUGAGGGAGACGCAGGACAGCCUGGGGACGGCGCACCUCCGCCUGCGGGAGCUGGGCCACGAGAAGGAGUCCCUGCAGAGGCAGCUGUCCAUCGCCCUGCCGCAGGUACGCAGGAACUCCAGGACACAAAAAUGGGAUUUGUCUUUUGAAAUCCUCGUUUUUAUCCUCAGGUGUGGAUAAAUCGUCAUGGUUUGAUAUAGUUUGACUGGUUUAUAUUAAUUUAUUCGUAUCUGAAUAUCUUAAAAAGAUGAC
Messenger RNA from Oryzias melastigma (Indian medaka), 945 nucleotides. Its product is annotated as liprin-alpha-3. Bases 457 to 873 code for a protein of 138 amino acids. The record is from RefSeq and is a predicted model, not a curated record. The transcript is spliced from 2 exons. NCBI's taxonomy places the organism in Eukaryota, Metazoa, Chordata, Actinopteri, Beloniformes, Adrianichthyidae.